GUCCAAUUGAGUGAAAGUUUAAGUCUUUCAGCAUUUCUGUCUUUGCUGCCCAAUUCUAGAGAGGCAUUAGUUGGCCAAAAUGCAGAGGAGAGCAUCCAAGGAGCCUACCUUCUUCAAGAUUAUCAUAACUGGGUUUAACACUGAUGAUCUGAGAAUCCCACCCAAGUUCCGAAGACACAUGUUAAAUGAACUUUCUGAAACGACAACUUUGGAGUUGAGGGGUUCUUCAAAAUGUUCAUGGAUUGUUCAAGUGAGUCAAAUAGAAGGGGAUAUAUAUUUAAAGGAUGGAUGGCAGAAGUUUAUAAAAGAUAACUCCUUGGGCGAUUAUGAGUUUUUAGUAUUUAGGUAUGAGAGAGCUAUGCAUUUUACAAUAGAUAUCUUUGACGAGACAGGAUGCAUGAGAAACAAUUUUCUGAAAAAAUCCACAGGGGCUGACAAUACGAAAAGACCUCGGGGAAGAGCAAGAAAGUACAACCAUUCAGCUGCUGUUGAAAACAUUCGAAGUUGCCAGUCCACUGAACUGGUAGAGAUUAAAGAAGAGGAAAUAGAAGAGGAAGCUGCUACAUCGCAUAAUUCUGGGUUCCCUUCUUUUGCAAGUAUUAUGCUGAAUCACUUGUAUAAUGUGUCAGUUCCAACAGACUUCAGUAAGAAACAUCUUCCUCAGGGCUACUAUAGCAUUGUGGUGAAAAAUUCAAAGGGACAAAAAUGGAAAGUGAAAGUCGUCCGUUCUUGUACUUCAGUUAAACUUUCUGGAGGGUGGGCAGAGUUUAGACGUGCUAAUCAAAUCAAGUGCGGAGAUAUUUGCACAUUUAAGCUCGUGGAAAGAAAGACCUUGGUGGUUCACGUUGUUCCGAAGUGAUCAGUAUGUUAAUCAAAUCAACUUUCUGGCUGAUUAGAGAUGCUAGUAUUUAAGUGGCUUGUAUAAUGAACUCUUAAUCUGUUGGACUGGUUUGCAUUGUGUUUGCUGUGAUGUUUAAUUAAGAAGUAGGGUAUUUGUUUUCAAAUGCUUUAGAUGGGAGGGUUAAAAUUAAGCUCUGAGAUUACUUUGUAUUUGCACAUUUUAGAAUUCUCAUGAAAACAAAAACAAAAACAAAAAAAUCCUUUUCCUUGGUCCUAGGAGUUUUAUCAAACAUUUACUAGGCAAUUCGAACUGUAGUCUUCACACAUGCAAGUUACCUAAGAGUCGAAGACAUCAUAGCAAAGAAUAAUCCUGCACUUUCAUGUCUUUGUUGAGCCACAAAACAAGAAAUGCCAAUAAAGGCCAUCAGUCCAAAGAAAAGUGAGCUUCAAAUCCCCAUUUUCUUUUCAGCUCUCUGGAUUAUGUUAUGACUAGAACAAGAUCAAAUUCAUUGAUAAAAUUAAGGUCAUCAUCUCAGCUUUAUUAUUUUAUCAUGUGGUUUAACUUGUUGAUAAUACAAUCUCAAUUCUCUUUAUAGCCAUGGAAUUGAAAUUUGCUUUGAAUACCGUUCUAAAAAGGGCUAUUUAAUAGUUGACAAUGACCAAUUGAAGUCUGAUCACUCUUUACACACAUACACAUACAGAUUAGUUAUGAAUCUUUUGCUGAGAUAUGCAUCUCAGUAGUUUUGCUAGGCUCCAUCAUUGUCAUGGAAAAAAAAAAAAAAAAUACUAGGCUGAUUUAUAUCUUCCGAUGGGGAACUAUAUUUCAUUUUGCAAUAUUAUUGUCAAAUUCUCUCAAUUUCAAACUCAUAUGGUAAAUCUGUCAUAUGUCUCACAUGGACUACCCAUGCCUUAUAGUUUCUGGUUUAUACAUAUAAAUAACAGCACAGUUUGAUUAUGACUACUCAGACUUGAAUCAUGGUGCCUCUGAUCAUCAGAAAAGCACUUGAAUGAUUUACCAGGAAAAGAAAAACCAAACAAUUAAGUAU
Fragaria vesca subsp. vesca is the source of this 1886-nucleotide messenger RNA. Its product is annotated as B3 domain-containing protein REM14-like. The coding region runs from base 80 to 859 and encodes 259 amino acids. The record is from RefSeq and is a predicted model, not a curated record. NCBI's taxonomy places the organism in Eukaryota, Viridiplantae, Streptophyta, Magnoliopsida, Rosales, Rosaceae. Gene Ontology annotation, molecular function: DNA binding. The transcript is spliced from 4 exons.